AUGACGGAGGGCGGCGUAGUGACGGCUCUGUCGGUGCCGUCGAAUUCGCUGCGCUGCCGGGCCCAGUCGGAAUGCCAAGAAGCCCGCCAGGCCCGCCACGAGGUCACCAAACUCCGGAUGAGCUCAAAGAAGGGCGUCGGAGACAAACUGCACCAGGGCGACCGCACCUACGAGAGCAUCGACGAGUUCCUGCGCAAAAAUGUCGACGACAAGCACAAGCGGACGCCGAUUCGGAAGAUUCUUGUCGCUACAAACGGUAUCGCGGCCGUCAAGUGUAUGCAGGCGAUGAGGAAACAGAUGCAGCAGCUCUUCAACAACGACCACAUUGUCUCGUUCAUCUGCAUGACUACCGAACACGAGAUUCGCUCAAACGCAGAAUACCUAAAAUUGGCCGACUGUGUGGUCCACUCCCCCGGCGGCGACAACAAGAACAACUAUGCGAACGUGCACGAGAUCGUCUCGCACGCCAUGGAAAAUAAGGUUGACGCCGUGUGGGCCGGAUGGGGACACGCAUCGGAGAACCCCGAGCUCCCCAAGAAGCUGCACGAGAACAACAUCAUGUUCAUCGGCCCGCCCAGCAACGCAAUGUUCUCCCUCGGAGACAAGAUCGCCUCCAGCAUCAUUGCUCAGACUGUCAACAUCCCAACCAUAAACUGGUCGGGCUCCGGGCUGAAGCUCGACACUUCCGGCCACCAGAAGGGCCCCAUCGAAGUAUCGACCGAGCUGUUCCGGAAGGCCUGCGUCCUCUCCGUGCAGGAAGGGCUCGAGGCGAUGCGUCGACACAACAUCACCUACCCGAUGAUGAUAAAAGCCUCUGAAGGUGGCGGUGGCAAGGGCAUCAGAAAGUGUAAGAAUGAGGCCGACUUCCGCGAGAACUUUGACCAAGUUCAGGCCGAGGUGCCCAACUCGCCAAUCUUCCUGAUGAAAUGCCUGGAGAACGCUCGGCACAUCGAGGUGCAACUGCUCGCCGAUCGCUACGGGACCACCAUCCCGAUCUUCACCCGCGACUGUUCCAUCCAGCGCCGUUGCCAGAAGAUCAUCGAAGAAGCCCCGGCCUGCAUCGCACCCGAGCGCACACUUCGCAGGAUGCAAGAAGACGCCGUGCGCAUCGCCAACCUCGUCGGGUACGAGUCGGCCGGUACCGUGGAGUACAUGUACCUCCCCGACGAGGACAAGUACUUCUUCCUCGAGCUGAACCCGAGAUUGCAGGUGGAGCACCCGUGCACAGAGAUGUUGGCCAGCAUCAACAUCCCGGCCAUCCAGCUACAGAUCGCCAUGGGACUGCCGCUGCACCGCAUCGAGGAGAUCCGCCUCUUUUACGACCUCGACCGCUACGGAGACUCGCCCCUGCCUGUGCAACUCGUCCGCACCGACGCCCAGUACGCCGUCAUCGCCGCCCGAAUCACCAGCGAGGAUCCCGAAGAUUUCUUCCGCCCGUCCACCGGCUCCCUCGAGUACCUGCAGUUCCGGUCGGCACAAAACGUGUGGGGCUACUUCUCGGUGUCGAGCGCCGGCAAGGUGCACGAGUUUGCCGACUCGCAGUUUGGGCAUCUCUUCGCCCGUGGCAGGACCCGUCACGAAGCCGUCUCCUCAAUGCUGUGCGCCCUGCAGGAGCUGGAACUCCGCGCCUCGUUCGCCUCGCAGGUCUCCUACCUGGUCGACCUGCUGAAAGAGGCCGACUUCACCCAGAAUCGCUUCAACACCCAGUGGCUUGACAACCGCAUCGCCAACAAAGUCGUCCAGAAAGCCCCGCUGCCUCGCCACGAGAUGAUGGCCGUCUCCUCGGCUGUCAUCGGCCACGCGCGCAUCUUUGCCGCCUUCAACAAUUUCAAGUGCGCUGUGCAGCGCGGCCAGGUUCUCCCCACUAAAGACCUGACCGAGACAUUCCUCUUCGAUCUCGUCAAGGACAUGAGCAUCUACCGGGUCCAAGUCACCCGCACCGGCCCUCUCACCUACCGUAUCGAGCUGAAUGGCGCGCACACCGAGGUGGAGAUUCGCCUCCUUGGAGAUGGCUCCCUGCUGGUGACGCACAACGAUCGCUGCUACACCUGUCAUCUGGAGGAGACGGCCGAGAGGUUCAAGGUGACGAUCGGUCGCUCGCUCGUCGUCUUCGAGAAGGACAACGACCCGUCCGUCCUAAAGAGCCCCUACACCGGCAAACUGUUGUCGUUCAAGAAAGAGAACCGCGAAUGGGUCAACGUCGGGCAGGUCUACGCCCAAAUCGAGUCGAUGAAGCUGGUCUUCAACGUAGAGGUGAAGCGCGCACCCGGACGACUCGUGCACGUGGCCAAGGAGGGCGACCUGCUCUACCCCGGCUCCGUCAUUGCCAAGCUCGUCGACCAGAAGGACUGCGAGAAGUACAAGCCGCAGCCGUUCACGCAGCCUUUCGAGGAGUGGACGCUAGCCCGGGCGGCUAAGAAGACACUCACCGAGCCGAAGCGCUUCUCCGGCCUCUACGACCGUUGCGUCAAUAUUCUAAACGGGACUGUACCACCAGGCACCGAGUCGCGAAUGCCGGACAUGGUUGCCGAGCUGUUCGAGUGCUUGGAAAACCCGAAAUUGGCCGUUGCCAUGUGCGCUCAGGCCCUUCAAUCGACGCGCUUACCCGAGGAGGUGCUAAAGAAGCUGCGCGAGGCCGAGAAGCUGGGCGGCUGCGAGCGAUUCGACCGGAUGCUCGACGUGCUGAACAACUACUUGGCCGGGCUCGCACCCACCGAGUGGGAGACGGCAAGAGCUGUUUGCAACACCCUCUACACGACCUGCGACAUUCUGAAGGGAGGUACCUUCGGCCACACCGUCCACGUUCUCAACCAGUUGCUCGACGAGUACAAGCACAUCGAAUCCUACUUCGAGGGCCGCACCUACGACGACGCGGUCGCCAUGCUCAACCAGGAGUUCGAGACUGACAAGGACCGUGUCGUGGCUAUCAUCUACUCGCACACGCAGAUCAAGAAGAAGAACAUCUUCAUGCAGGCCCUCCUGAAUGCCGUCGAACUUCGCGGAAUGCACUUGGUGGCUCCCCUUGCCGAGAACCUCCGCGAGAUCGGCAACAUGUUCCAAACAGAGGAGGUGUCGGAGAAGUGCCGCAACCUUCUGCUCCAGAACAACUACGUCAAGUACCGGAAGUUCGUCAACAAGGUGCUGUGGGACGCGGGCGCGAUUCCGGUCGAGAAACGGGACGUGCUCGAGGUGAAGCCUGUGCAACAGGCGAUCGAAGGGAUCCGCGCGCAUCUCCGCCAGAUUGCCGCCACCAAGGACGAGCACGGUAUGCAGCGCGUGCUCAAGAUCAGCCCCUGGGUGCAUAAGGUCCUGCACGAGUACUUCUUCGACGAGAUCUGCGGUGACCUGGCUGUCCGCGCAUACAUCGGACUACACUUUACGGGCUCUGCCGUGACGGCAAGCCGGCUGAAGUGCGGGGCCACGGCCUACGAUUUCUCCGUGGACUCGUCGUCGCUGGUGCACGCGGUCGCCAACUUUGACUCCCAGCAGCACAUCUCCAUCAUCAAGUUCCCGGCGGCCACCCACCAGACCCUGAUCGCGCUCACCGGCCCCGAGCUCGUCAGCGAGCUGAUCAGCCGCUACAACGGGCUGAAGACCGUGGCGAACGGACGGCGCACACCACUGCGCGUCACCUUCCUCGUCGAGAUGCCCGAAGAGGAGGCGAUGGCCCGCAAGCAGUUGUCCAACCACCGCGAGGCGCUGCUCGAGGAGCUGCCCGCCAACACCAAGGAGGAAGAUGAAACCCUUGCGAUGGCCGACCGCGUGGCCACCGAGGUCCGAGAUGCACUCUCCCAGAAGCUGUCCGCCUUCGAGGUGUCGGCCCACGUUCUGGUCUGCCAGCCAAAUCGUCCCCUCGUCCAGCUGGACAUGAUGACGACCGAGCGUCUGGAGCUGUGGCGACUUCCCUCCGAGGCCCAGCUCGUCUCUGAUCGCUUUUCCUCCCUGCGCGUCUUCAAAUAUGAUGACGUCGACCGGAAACACGCCCGACUUUUUGUCCGCGAGGUGGUCGAGGUGCCCGUCCGAGAUGGCGAUAACUUCUACGAUGAGACGCAAGCCUUGCUCCUUUCCGAGAUCGACUCCGCCUGUGGCGCCAUCAACGUCACCAUGCGACGCUUCGACAAGCAGAGGAAGAGCGUCUACGUCAGCAACCACAUUCUGCUGCACGUCACCUUCCCAAAACUACCACGCGACUUUACCAAGAAGAACGAGGAGCAACUCGAUCUCCUCAUCGAGGAGGCCAUUCGGGAACAGCGUGCCAUUCUUCUGAAGCACUCGGUCACCGAGGUCGAGGUCGUGCUCCCGAAGGUCGGCAGCGAUGGUCGCCCCCUCAAUCGUCGCGUCAAGUUCCACGACACGACGGGCGUGACGGCUGAAUUCGGAAUCUUUGAUGAGCACCAGAGGCACAUCAUCACCCGCAAGUUGUCCCACCAACUCUACGGCGAGCAACUGCACCGUCACAACGUCAUCCGGAAGAUUGAGAAGAAGCGCGCGGUGACGAAGGCCAUUGGCACGACGUACGUCUACGAUCUGCCGAUGCUCUUCGGCCGGGCCACGCUCGAGAGAUGGAAGACGUUGCAGGAGGAGGCUGACACCUCUAGGGGUGAUCUCUUCAAUAGACAACUCGAGCAGCUGUCGGUGGAUCAGCAAGAGGCGUUCUUCAACGGCGACCAUCGACCGUUCUUCUCGCAGAUCGAGCUGACCGUCCGGGAUGGAGUGCUCAUCAAGGUGACCGACCAAUAUGAGCUGCGUCGUCGCGCCGACAACUGCAACAACGAGACCGGCGUCGUCGCCUGGCAGCUCACCCUGCACACCCCGGAGAAGCCGCUUGGAUACACUUGCGUCGUCAUUGCCAACGACAUCACCUUCCAGUCUGGCUCGUUCGCCAUGCCAGAAGAUCACGUCUACACCAUGGCGUCCGAAUAUUCGAGAAAGCACAAGAUUCCGCGCGUCAACAUCUCGGCCAACUCUGGAGCAAGAAUCGGGAUCGCCGACGAGGUGGCCCAGCACUUCCGCGCCAAGUUCAAAGACCCCGAGCACCCGGAAGAAGGCUUCGACUAUCUGUACGUGAACGCCGACGUUGACGAGCGGGUGAAGGAGCAGCUCGUCUACGAGAAGAUGCCCAACCAACUGGAGCUGCGCAUCAAGGCCGUCAUCGGGCGCACCAACGAGCACAUCGGUGUCGAGAACCUGCAGGGGUCUGGGUUGAUUGCUGGUGAGACGUCGGCAGCCUACGAUCAGGUGCCGACCUAUUGCCUGGUGACCGGCAGAUCCGUUGGAAUCGGUGCCUACACCGCUCGAUUGGCCCACCGUAUCGUCCAGACCCGCAACUCUCACCUCAUCCUCACCGGCGCCGGAGCGCUGAACACCGUGCUCGGCAAGGAGGUGUACACCUCGAACAAUCAGCUCGGUGGAAUUCAGAUCAUGCACAAAAACGGCGUGACGCACAACGUCGUCGAGGAUGACUUUGAGGGAGUGUGCAAGAUUCUGCACUGGCUCAGCUACCUGCCCGACAAGUUGGAGAACUUCCCGUACAUGCGCACGUACGGCACCGACUCGGCCCCACGACCCGUCACCUUCCCAAUCGAAGACGCCAAGAUCUACGACGUGCGCCAGCUGAUCGACAGCCGCGACUCGAAACACUUCGAGGGUAUCUGCGACAGCAACUCGUUCGAUGAGAUCAUGUCCGAGUGGGCGAAGACGAUCGUCGCCGGACGCGCACGGCUCGGUGGCAUCCCCAUCGGUGUCCUGUCGUCGGAGCUGCGGAACGUGAAGACCACGAUCCCGGCUGACCCCGCCUGCACCGACUCCCAGUCGAUAGAUGUCCACCAGGCCGGCCAGGUUUGGUACCCGGACUCCGCGUUCAAGACCGCCGAGGCCAUCAACGACUUCAACCGCGAGAAUCUGCCCCUGCUCUUCAUCGCCUCCCUUCGUGGCUUCUCCGGCGGCCAGCAAGACAUGUACCAGAUGGUGCUCAAAUUCGGCGCCCACAUCGUCGACGCGUUGCGCAACUACAAGCAGCCGGUGAUCAUCUACAUCCCCAGCGGUGGUGAGCUGCGUGGAGGCGCUUGGGUCGUGCUCGACUCAAAGAUCAACCCCGGCUUCAUUCAAAUGGUAGCCGACGAAGAGUCGCGCGGUGGCAUCCUGGAGCCCCCCGCCGUCAUCGGCAUCAAGUUCAAGGCCGAGAAGAUGAGGGCCCUUCAACGUCGUAACGACCCGAUCCUCAUCCGACUCCAACAGGAGCUGGACGAGGCGAAGAAGGCCGACAAGGACCCGGUGAUUGCGACCACCGAGGCGACGCGACUACGGCGACUGAUUGACGAGCGCUCCGAGGGACUCCUGAAGGCGUACCGCGGAGUUGCCGUUGAAUUUGCGGAUCUGCACGACAGAGCCGAGCGCAUGCAGAAGAAGGGUGCCGUGCAACACGUGACGCCGCUGCGCGAAUCGCGAAACCUGUUCAUCAACAUUCUCAAGACCGAGUCGGCCAAGAUCGCCCUCUGCGAGCGAUACCUGGUGAAGGCGCCGCGUGACGCUACCCCACAAGAAGCCUACGAAUGGGUGGGCGAGACGCUGGAGAAGUUCCACAGCGGCUUCCGGGCACUUGGACCCGCCGAGCAGUACCCGGUCGUCGCCCAGUUUGUCGAGGGCCAAGAGGCUCAGAAGCAGCUGCGCGCCGUCCACGAGGGUUCCGUUGAAAGAGACCUACUCGGCCUCAGCGACGACGAGCUGCGGCAGAUGAAGGCUCUUUUGGAGAAGUGUGCAGCCGCGCGUCGCAUCUCCCUC
Messenger RNA from Mesorhabditis spiculigera, 6780 nucleotides. The record is from the annotation of a GenBank genome assembly. NCBI's taxonomy places the organism in Eukaryota, Metazoa, Nematoda, Chromadorea, Rhabditida, Rhabditidae.